Molecule: messenger RNA, 1584 nt
Organism: Oldenlandia corymbosa var. corymbosa
Lineage: Eukaryota; Viridiplantae; Streptophyta; Magnoliopsida; Gentianales; Rubiaceae
Source: the annotation of a GenBank genome assembly
AUGGAUAUCAGUUCUGACAUUGAAGUUGAUGAUAUAAGGCUAGACAAUAUUGCUGAAAAAGAUGUUAGCGAUGAGGAUAUCAAACCUGAAGAAUUGGAGAGGAGGAUGUGGAAGGAUCGAAUCAAGCUUAAGAGACUCAAAGAGAAGCAAAAGAUUGAGGAACAGCUAGCUGCUGAGAGGCAAAAGGCUUUGAAGCAGACCUCUGAUCAGGCGAGGCGCAAGAAGAUGUCUAGGGCUCACGAUGGGAUCUUAAAGUACAUGUUGAAGCUUAUGGAAGUUUGCAAUGCUCGUGGCUUUGUUUAUGGGAUUAUUCCAGAGAAGGGAAAACCAGUUAGUGGUGCUUCGGAUAACGUUAGGGCUUGGUGGAAGGAGAAGGUGAAAUUUGACAAGAAUGGACCAGCUGCAAUAACUAAGUAUGAAACUGAAUGUCUCAUUAAGAGAGAAGGAGUUGGCAGUCACAACGGGAAUUCAAAAUGCCUUCUGCAGGAUUUGCAAGAUGCAACCUUGGGAGAGGAAGCUCUUAUCCAGCAACCAAGCAGUGAGAAUGGUUCUUCGAGCAUAAGUGAAGCACCAUCUAAAGGCCAAGGUGGAAACAUUAAACCUUUAGUUAGCAGUGACAUUGACUAUGAUGUAGAUGCUGGCUGUGUUUCAUUUAAGGAUAGCCUCACACCAAUGAACUUUACAUCUCAAUCUACGCAAGAAAAAGAACUCAUAGAGGAGCAGCCGCCCAAGAGAAAGAAAUGCAAGAGAUCAAGCGAGGAUAAUAUAGUGGUCUCACAAUCUCUGAAUGAGCUUCCUGAAGCUGAGCCAAGAGAUUUGGUGCAUGAUAUUAAUCAAAGAGGUGCUGAGAAUACUGGCUAUGUGAAGAAAGAAGAAGGGCAGCCAGGAAGCUCACUUGACGAAGAGAGAGAGUUCCAAUCUCAUUUACCUGAACUUCAUCAGAACCAUUCAUCAUCUAUUCCAUCUGCAAAUAAUAUGCAAGUAGAGGAGAUUUACACCGUCGAUUGGCCCUUACAACAUCCUUUAACUCGAAAUUUGGAGCUUGUACCUUUUGAUACUAGGUUGGAUCAAGAACCUUAUGGUCUUCAGCCUUCUCAUAUACCUUCGAGCCAUGGACAGAACAUGGUAAUGCCGAAUGCUGGAUUUCAUUAUGGGCCUUCGGAUUAUUACAUUCAGAGUCUGCCACAGAGUUCUCUGAUGCAGCAUCAUCCUGAAGGUUCUUAUUUGCCAAGAGGGGUAUCUAAUACUGGUUUGGCUCCUGCUCCUUUGUAUCCUGCCUUUAAUCACCCUAUGACGGUUGAACCAGGUCUUGGUAGUAGUCAGCAAGUGGUAACCUGUAAUUCACUCCAUUCCGGGAUGGAGGAUUCAGGAAUGAAUAUACCUGUUCCACAAAGAAAUGGUAAUGAAGAAGGUGUUGGAGAUUUUGACCUAUAUUUGAAAGACGGGUAUCAAACUGAACAAAGUGCACCUGUUGAGGACCAUUUGGUACAUUCACCACCAAUUAGCCCAGAUUUUGAAUUUUAUGAUGGUACAUUGGAUGAUUUAUCAUUCAGACUCGACUGGCUUGAAAAUUUUUCUGCAUGA